AUGGCAGGUAACAGGUUACCAGUUGAGGUUAUCACUCAUAUCAUGAGGUUCCUAAGUGUCUCAGACCGUAAAGAAGCCUGCUUAGUGAACAAGAUCUGGUAUGAGGCCUACUCCGACCCUGUAAUACAGAGAGAUAUUGUAGUAACAUUCCACUCCCACAGCACAUACUGUAAGGAACCUUUGUCAGGUCUGCGGAGACGUCAGACCCCAAAUUUAGUCCUCAACGAGAUAGAUGACUCUAAUAAAUCCAAGGACAUGAUCCUUAUGUCAUGCCAGUAUCUUAGUGAGAACUUGCAGAGCUUGUCACUAAAAGGCUGUGAGGUGAGUGUCGGGACUUUCAUGACUUUCAUCAACCAGUGCUGCACCCUGGUGAGCUUAGAUCUCAGUUGCUGUAAUAACUUGUUCAUGACAGGCACCCUGCUCCAGAAUGCGGAAGAAAGGGAGAAACUGCAGAAAGUUUUAGAAAAUGUGCGAUAUUUGAACUUGAGCGGGAUACGCUUCCUCUCUGAUGUUACCUUCAACAGAAUGGUAGAGGUGUGCUGCAACAUCGAGUCCCUCUCCCUGGCAUCUUCGCGCAUCACAUUCAACUCAGACCCUUACAAGAGAAACACCGCACAUGGCCCCAGUGCAUCCUUGCUCACUUUUGAAAACAUUAUGAAAUUCAUCGAGGACAACAGCAAUAAGAUCAAUGCUCUAGACUUCAGCCGCACCUCCAUCAAUGACGAGGCACUCCUAACAGUGGCCAGCACAAAGGGUCUUAAACUUCAGAGACUUGUCCUCCACACUUGCAGAGAGCUGGGAUCCGAAGGAGUCGUGGAUCUCUGUAAGACACAAAAAGACUUGGAACACUUGGACUUGGCUGAGUGCUUUGAAGUGGGAAACCAGGGGGCUGGUGCCAUCAUGAGGAACCUAUCGCUGUUAAAAUUCCUCAGGCUUGAGAAGUGCAGGUCACCUCCAAGGGGUUAA
Molecule: messenger RNA, 966 nt
Organism: Lingula anatina
Lineage: Eukaryota; Metazoa; Brachiopoda; Lingulata; Lingulida; Lingulidae
Biological process (GO): SCF-dependent proteasomal ubiquitin-dependent protein catabolic process
Cellular component (GO): SCF ubiquitin ligase complex
Molecular function (GO): protein binding
Source: RefSeq, a predicted model, not a curated record